AUGGAUAUGCUGUCGGACCCGGAUUUCUGGAACAGGAUGAUCGAUGAAGUGGCGGGGGCGGCAAUCAGACAGCAAAAACUGGUAUCGAAAGUACGGAACGUGCUGGAGGCUCAAGCACCUCGUGCCCAACCAACACUUACCACUAAUGGAUCCACCCCGUCCGAAACCAUCACAAUACGCACGGAUCCCCGUGGUUUCGAGUCCUUCCUCAAGAGUAUCAAUCGCUGCUCGUCCUUACUCGAUGCCAGGAGACUCAAAAGCGAUAUUCUCCGAGAAGUUCGGCGUACCCGGACGUUGUUGGCUAACCACGAGAAAGAAGACUGGAUUAACGGGGAAAGGACGGAGGACGUCGUCGCGUACCUUGACAGAUUAUAUACUGCCAAACGCAAGGUCGAGCAAAGGAUUGUUGUGCUAGGCGGCGAAGAUGAUUCUGUAUGUCGACUAAGUGUGCAAUACCCCAACACCCCUCGCCUUGGGCUUCGUGACGUCCUGACGAAUCCAAGUCUCCUAUCAUACUUUAUGGAGUUCAUGGAUCGUCGAAACCGAUCGCUUUUGGUCCAAUUUUGGCUCACUGUAGAAAGCUUCAAGAAUCCUUUGGAAUCUGUGGAUUCUGGUUCGUCCGACGAGGAACAUGAUCCUAUUCAAGAUUUGUCUAGCUCCACCACCGCUAAGGAAGACGUUUCUAUGGUCCACGAAUUAUACUUUUCAAGUCCCUCCUUAGCGCCUGCACUGGGGGCGAUAUCAGAGAAGCACGUUGACGCAAUACGGUCUUUCUCAAGUGCAGACGAGGACAAUCCAUCACCAGAUUCUGUAAGGAAAGCCCGUAGGAGCGUGAUGCUUGCCCAAAGACAAGUCGAACGCGACAUGGAGCAGGAUUUUGAAGACUUUCAACGUUCUGACCUCUGGUUCCGCGUGAUUGGUGACGCGGAAUUGACUAAGAAGAACCAUCCCGAGCCAACGCCUGAAGGUCGGGCAAGGUCUGGCACGACUCCUCUCCCUUCCAGAGCUCCUGAAACGAAGAGUCACCCCAAACCUCACUUCUACGUCCCUCGCUCUGAGUCUGCUCCUUUACUCAGCAUUCCAGGGAAGUCAAAACCCGCAUCCGUGCAUUCAAGUGGCUCAGGACAGUCCUCUCCUGGCGAGUCUUCUAUAGGGUCUACUGCGCACCCUACCCGAGCCCCCGUUUCUACUCUCGAGCUCCUUAUGUCACCCGCUUCGGAUACGGAGGUGGAGGCUUCUCGGGCGCCGCUAUUCGACGAUCCCGAGGAUGGCACGCCCAGCCGUCACGAUCAAGCACACUUAGACCGCGUCGAAGCCAUCCAGGCGGCUCUGACGGAUAUCAUUGCUUUGGAUAAUCAGCAGUCUGAGAGGCCUCGACCUCUUGGGUCUUCUGACGACUCACUCGGUCAAAAAGCCGCUAAUGCAGGUCAGGAACGACAGAAGAAGAGAGUACUGUUCGAAAGCGAAGUAGAGGGAGACGAUAGGCAUGACGAUGAGGAUGAGGAGAGCCACGGUUCAUUCCAGCUAGCCAGACCCGGCGAUCUACAGCUGUCGUACGAAAUUGCAAGACUCGGAGAUAAGAUAUCUAAUCUUCAAUCGCAAGAUGCCAUGCUGGAUACAUUGAUCAACAAGGCCGAAUUGACUGGUGAUACGCAAGAGCUCCGUCUUCUUCGAACGUCCAGGUCGUCUCUUCGAAGGGAGCUGCGGGAACUUAAGUUCCAGAAGGAACAAUAUGAGCAGCAAGAUUCCGCAAAUCGUCUAAUAGCCGACAGGACAAAGGUCUCCAUUGUCAACUCUACAGUAGGAGAAGAAAGUGGCAAGAGCGUCGUUCGGUACGUGAUUGAAGUACAGCAACUUGCCGCCGAUGGCACUUUUGGUUCUGGGUGGGUCGUCGCAAGAAGGUACAACGAGUUUCUCAAUAUGCACAACAAACUUAAGGACCGCUAUGUGCAAGUCAAGAGUCUCGAGUUUCCAGGCAAGCGACUGGUAACGUCUCUGUCUGGAAGCUUUGUGGAUACACGCCGGGCAGCCUUGGAAAACUUCCGACAGAGCUUGAUUUCCAUACCAGCCGUAUGCGAGAGCGACGAGCUGCGCGCAUUUUUAUCCCGAGAUUCGCCAUUUAUAGCGGUGGAGCCAUCCACGACUUCGGUCAAGGGUCCCGGCUUCCCUGCUCGAGACAUUGUCAGGACUGUCUACAACUCAGUAGCUGAGAGCAUCGAUGACAUGUUCUUUGGACCAUCGAUGUUAGAUGUCAUGAUACAGCGGCUAACUCGUCAGGCCGCGGAAUAUGCUGGAGUUUCAGGCUCUGGAGCCAGUGAUGAAGACUUAGUCUCUCAGAUCCUCAGAGCGGCCGGGAAGAGUACGAACGAAGAAACCCUGAUGAAGAUGUCUGGCGAUUUGAAGCCGCUGGACGGGGAAACCAGCGCGUCAUCGUUCUCAGCGCCGAUAUGCGAUCUUGUGCUUGCGGUGUUUGAGCUGAACAAAAAGAAUAAUUGGUUGAGACGACAAGCAAUCGUAAUCAUCCUACAACAAGUCCUCGGUGGUACGAUUGAACGGAAAAUAUACGAAAUUGCCCGGACAUUCUUCGACGAAGCUCGCCUUCUCAGCUUUGUAACUGCGUUCCGGGACGGGCUAUGGCCAGGGGGGCAAUUGAAGCCCCCUAGUACGCCUCGUACUGCAGAAGAGAAAGCGAAAACCAGGGAUGAAGCGAACCGCAAACUCUCAGCAUUGAUACCAGACCUGGCUGCCAACAUGAUCGGAAGAUCGAAUGCGCGACGAGGAGCCCGCAGGAUAUUCGCCGUCUUGCAAAACCGGCGGUUGAAUCAGCAUAUCAUCUACAGCGUAGUUGACGAGGUGAGCACCCUUGCGUGA
Messenger RNA from Gloeophyllum trabeum ATCC 11539, 2871 nucleotides. RefSeq lists its product as uncharacterized. Gene Ontology annotation, molecular function: phosphatidylinositol binding. Lineage: Eukaryota; Fungi; Basidiomycota; Agaricomycetes; Gloeophyllales; Gloeophyllaceae. The coding region runs from base 1 to 2871 and encodes 956 amino acids. Gene Ontology annotation, cellular component: intracellular membrane-bounded organelle. The record is from RefSeq and is a predicted model, not a curated record. The transcript is spliced from 8 exons.